CUUCCCACCAUCAUCUACUCGAGUAUAUCACAACCACCUUCCACCGGCAGAGGGAUAAAAAAGAUCCAUACAUCAAGACAACCCCACCACUCACAAGGAAAAAAUCUCUUCCCCAACCAAGGACGGGGAACAAGCAAAAAUCAAAAACAAAAAAAAAAAAAACAUAACAAAGCGAGACAAAAAAGAAAACAGGUGGAAGAAAGGAUGCCCCAAACUCUGUUCUUUGUCACCAGCAACGCUAGCAAACUGGCAGAAGUAAGCGCUAUCCUGGCCGCUAGCGGGAUAAGCGUCCAGAGCAUGGCCUUGGAUUUACCUGAACUGCAGGGGAGCAUAGAAGACAUAUCGAAGGAUAAAGCGAAACGUGCGGCAGAAGCGAUUGGCGGACCCGUUCUAGUCGAAGAUACCUGUUUGUGCUUCAAUGCUUUGAAGGGAUUACCUGGCCCGUAUAUAAAAUGGUUCAUGAAAGACCUCGGCCAUGAAGGUCUCGUGAACAUGCUCGCCGCGUACGAAGAUAAGUCCGCGCAAGCCGUGUGCACAUUCGCCCACUGUGAGGGGCCUGGGAAGGAGCCGGUGUUGUUUCAGGGUAGGACUGAUGGUAAGAUUGUGCCUCCUAGAGGACCUGCGAAAUUUGGAUGGGAUCCGAUAUUCGAGUACGAAGGGCAGACGUACGCCGAGAUGGACAAGGCCGCUAAGAAUUUGAUCUCACAUCGCUUCAAGGCGCUCGAGAUGCUUAAGGAGUGGAUGGAGGCUCAUCCCUAGAUUACCCGCGAUGUGCGGGGAGCGUUGCUCUAUGGUACUCUAGCGUUUUAUAGGGGGAGGUUUUUUUUUGUCUCAUUAUGUCUAGAGGCUAGGAACUAGAGGUUGAUAUACCGAA
Messenger RNA from Tuber melanosporum (Perigord truffle), 874 nucleotides. RefSeq lists its product as uncharacterized. Gene Ontology annotation, biological process: nucleoside triphosphate catabolic process. Lineage: Eukaryota; Fungi; Ascomycota; Pezizomycetes; Pezizales; Tuberaceae. The transcript has 6 exons. The record is from RefSeq and is a predicted model, not a curated record. The coding region runs from base 205 to 759 and encodes 184 amino acids. Gene Ontology annotation, cellular component: cytoplasm. Gene Ontology annotation, molecular function: nucleoside triphosphate diphosphatase activity.